CGAUCAUAUCUACCUGCACUGCAUUCCUCUGUGCUCGACUCUCCUGUAUCUUCCUUUCUCUGAAUCUCUGAUUCAUCUGAUGUUCAUUCAUUCAUUCGUCUGCUGCUGCACUGCACUCUGAUGCAGUAACUGCUGCUUAUUCUGAUCCUGCAAUGCUUCUGCUGAAUUCUGCAUGUAUCAGCUCAAUCUGAAGAGUUAAUUACGUUGUUUCUGGCGUUUCAUUUCCUGAAGUUGAUUUCCCGCCACAAAGUGCACACUAGUAGAGACGUUGCGAAAGAAUUUAAACCGAUCGAUCAGGCGGGGUGGCGCGAGCGAGUUCCCGCCACCACCAUGGGCGUCACCCGCGCGCACAUCGUGAAGAAUGACGCACUGGAGGGGAUGCUGGGCGAGUUCGUCGGCGGCGGCAAGGGCGGCGGGAAGGCGGGGCGCGCGGCGGCGAGGCACUCGUCGCGGCUGGUCGCGGCGCUGACGUGCCUCCAGCUCGCGUUCGCCAUCUACGCCACCUUCCUACUCUACUACAUGAGCCCCGCCGUGGACCUCCGCGCCAAGCCGGACUUCGCGUGGGCGACGCGCAUCGCGCAGCACUGGAAGCAGCUCAUGGCGCAGCCCGACGGCGGCGGCGGCGGCAUGGCGGUGUCGCCGGAGGAGGUGUGCGAGCACGAGAGCAUCGACUUCGAGCAGAAGAAGUCGACGGACGCCGUGAUGAUCCGCCUCAAGCGCGAGCUCUACGACGAGGUCCGCGACUUCCAGCGCCGGAGCUUCGGCGCCGAGACGCUGCCGGAGCUCCUCCGGAUGCGCUCGCGGUGGAGCGCCGCCGCCGCCGCCGCCGGCAAUCAGCCGCGGGUGACGGUGAUCCUGAACCACUUCAAGCGGCGGACGCUGUGCGCGCAGCUGGACACGCUCCGGCGGCAGACGGUGCCGUUCCACCGCGCCUGGGUGCUCGCCUUCGGGAGCCCGAACGAGGCGGCGCUCCGCCGGAUCGUCGGCAGCUACAACGACUCCCGCAUCAGCUUCGUCUCCUCCGGCCACGACUUCAAGUACUACGGCCGCUUCCAGAUGGCGCUGCAGUCGGAGUCCGACUUCGUCUACGUCCUCGACGACGACAUGAUCCCGGGCGCCCGCAUGCUCGAGAUCCUCACCCAUGUCGCCGGCACCGACAAGUACCGCAACGCCGUGCUCGGCAGCAUCGGCCGCAUCCUCCCCUUCCGCCAGAAGGACUUCACCUUCCCGAGCUACCGCAAGUUCCGCUCCAAGGAGGCCGGCCUCUACCUCCCCGACCCGGCGUACGACAUCGCCGUCGACCGCAUCGUGCAGGUGGACUUCCUCUCGAGCUCGUGGUUCCUCGCCGCCGACCUCGUCAAGGCGCUCUUCAUCGAGGUCCCCUUCACCUUCAUGACCGGCGAGGAUCUCCACCUGAGCUACCAGCUGCAGAAGUACAUGGGCGCCGGGUCGUUCGUGCUCCCCGUCGACGCCGGCGACAAGGAGACGUGGGGGGACAGCGAGCACCGCCUCGCGUACGUGGCGGAGACGACGGUGAUCUUCAAGGACAUCGUGCAGGUGCGGGACGAGCAGUGGUGGCGCGCGCUCACCUCCGGCUACGUCACGCAGUGGGCGGCGAUGCACCCACAGAAGGUGGACGCGCUCUUCUACGCGCACUCGCUCGGCGAGGUCCGCGCGCUGGCGCCGCUGCUGGAGCGGUUCCGCACCACCGCCGGGAGGAAGGCCUACCUCGUCGUCUCCGGCGGCGGCCACUGCCCCUGCGAGGAGGCGGCGGCGGUGCUCAAGUGGCCCAAGGUUGUGUGCAAGGAGAGGCGCUUCAAGAUCUUCGACCUCGCCGUCGGCGCGCUCUCCGGCCCCUCCCACUCCGACGUGCCCGUCCUCCACGCCGUCUACUCCAGCAUGCGCGGCAUCGUCCGCAUGCACAACCCGAGCGUCAUCGUCGCCGUCGCCGACGUCGACUCCAAGAUCAAGGACGCCCUCCGCAUGGCCGCCGACGCCGCCGUCAACCGCACCGCCCUCGUCCUCCUCCCCCGCAACUCCAUCUCCAAGGUUCUCUGGAUGGCCAACCUCCGCCCCACCUCACUGCCCAACUGGAACAGGAUGCGGAUCUCGGUGAACAUCAUCACGCAGAACCGGGCCAAGUCGCUGCGGCGGCUGCUGGCGUCGCUGCGGGACGCCUACUACGUCGGCGACGAGGUGCCGAUCAGCUUCAACAUGGACAGCCGCGUGGACGCGGCGACGCUGAACGUCGUCAACGCCUUCGACUGGCCGCACGGCGGCAAGACGCUGCGGCGGAGGAUCAUCCAGGGCGGGCUGAUCCGCGCCGUGAGCGAGAGCUGGUACCCGGCGACCGACGACGACUACGGCCUCCUCCUCGAGGACGACAUCGAGGUCUCCCCCUACUACUACCUCUGGAUCAAGUACGCCCUCCUCGCCUACCGCUACGACCCCCAGGUCUCUCUCCCUGAGCUCUCCUCCAUCUCCCUCUACACGCCGCGCCUCGUCGAGGUCGUCAAGGAGCGGCCGCGCUGGAACGCCACCGCGUUCUUCGGCCGCAGCAAGAACCACCACCCCAACACCCCCUAUCUUCACCAGCUUCCCUGCAGCUGGGGCGCCGUCUUCUUCCCCAAGCACUGGCGCGAGUUCUACGCGUACAUGGCGGCGAGGUUCACCGAGGAUGCCAAGCAGAAUCCAGUUCAGAUACCUCGGUCCCGCACCAAUGGCUGGCAGGCGUCUUGGAAGAAGUUCCUCAUCGACAUGAUGUACCUGCGUGGCUACGUCGCGCUCUACCCGAACUUCCCCGACCAGAGCAGCUUCUCCACCAACCACAUGGAGCCCGGCGCGCACAUCAGCGCCAAGGGCAACGUCGUCAAGCACGACAAGAGGGACUUCGAGGUGCCGCUCGUCGCCGACGACUUCUCGCCGCUGCUCCCCGCCGGGAGGAUGCCGCCGGCGUCCAAGCUCCCCGUGCUCAACCUCUUCAACCAGCCGGUCUCCUUCAAGGCGCUCAAGGCCGCCGGCGCCAAGCUCCGCCAGGACGUCAUCGGCUGCGCCGCCACGCAGCUCGUCGCCGUCGACCACGUCACCGGCCUCCCAAAGAACUGCACCGCCUUCUGAUCCCAAGAAAUUGAAAUUGCAUAUAUAUAUUUUGCAUUGAAUUUCUUCGAUGCAUGAACACGUUAUAAACGAUCUGAUGACCCAUACGUUGUUUUACCAUUCGUGAUUUUUAUUCUUUUGCUCACGAUCUCUACACUGUAUUUAGCUGUGGUUUACAUGUCUCGUUUAUUUCGGUUUUCUUUGUAUCAUUUAGCAGUGAAACUGAAGGGAGUUGCAGAGCAUUUUCGCGCUCUGUACGAUGGUCUGUAAAGGGCUAAAGAUGUAGCCAAAAGUGGCUUCUCUUUGUUAUUGUUCUUGAUUUUCACCAUAGAUUCAUCAUUCAUGGAAAGUACGCUGCUACCUCAAUAAGAACUGUUCUAGUUGUAUAGUCUUCAA
Messenger RNA from Oryza sativa Japonica Group (Japanese rice), 3492 nucleotides. RefSeq lists its product as uncharacterized. The record is from RefSeq and is a predicted model, not a curated record. Lineage: Eukaryota; Viridiplantae; Streptophyta; Magnoliopsida; Poales; Poaceae.